Messenger RNA from Asterias rubens (European starfish), 2900 nucleotides. RefSeq names its product zinc finger protein 341-like. NCBI's taxonomy places the organism in Eukaryota, Metazoa, Echinodermata, Asteroidea, Forcipulatida, Asteriidae. The coding region runs from base 55 to 2700 and encodes 881 amino acids. The transcript is spliced from 7 exons. The record is from RefSeq and is a predicted model, not a curated record.
CUGCCGGUUGUUUUAUGAGAGGGGAAUUUUUACGUAGAUUGCAAUACAGACAAAAUGGCGCAAGCACUUUUCGACGCGUUGACGGGUAUGGACAACCAGACAGCCGUUCUGGCUGUCCAGUCCCUCGGACUGCUGGAGGGACAGACUGGUGGCAUGCAAGACCCAAAUCCAACAGGAAUAGAAGAGGAUGAAUUCAAGUGUGGAAGAUGUAAGAAGAACUUCUCCUCUUUGACCAACUUCAUGAAUCAUAAGCGAGAGCAGUGCAUGCCUCCAAAUCUCACCAUCAACAUCGCUCGCUCCCAGCCCAGCAACAGUGCCUUCACAGCAACCUUACAACCCAACCGAGGUCUGACGUUCGGCAACAUGUCCUCCUCCUCCCUGUCUCAAGUCUCGCCGGGUGUCGUCUUGAAUGAGGAGGUCCUGAUUUCCUCUUUCCACAAUGUAGACCAGUUCUCUAACUCCAUGUUGCAGUCCACUCCGAUCCAGUCUCUGACCGGAUCCUACAUGUCUCCUCAAUCCCAAAUUCUCUCCACGAACUCCAACACUCAGCAGACCUACAGCCUGGCUAAUUCAACUGUUCAUAACAACAAUCUGGCAGGCAUCACUCUGCAAUCCCAUAAUCAGGUAGGCAAUAACAUGAUGCGGUCUGGUCUGGGCACGCAGUCUACUAUCUCCCUCUCGGACGCCGGGCUGACGCAAGAUUUGCUGAAUAGCGGUGCGACAUCCAAUCUCCAUAUACAAGCCCAGGCGCAGCCGCAGACCAUCAACAUCAUAUCACCCCAAGCCACCAUAUCACCGCAACCACAGCAAACUCGCCGUCGUCGAUCCACUGCUUCAGGAAGUGAACCCGCCAAGAAAGAACUGCAACGUAAAAAGUGCAGCUACUGCGACAAGUCAUUCACCAAGAACUUUGAUCUACAGCAGCACAUCAGAAGUCAUACUGGGGAGAAACCAUUCCAGUGUAUAGUUUGUGGUAGAGCCUUCGCCCAGAAGUCCAACGUGAAGAAGCACAUGCAGACCCACAAAGUAUGGCCUGGAGGUAGAGGUGCAACUCUUCCCAAGCAGCCAAUUACAAAACUUCCAGGAAGACAGGAUGAAGAGGGUGAUGAUCAAAGCAAGGAGCAAGAACCCACAUCAAAUGAUGACGAGGGAGGUAAUACUCGCAUUGCGACCACAGAAGAUGGGCAGGAGUUGCUGAUUGAUAGCUCCUAUGUGUGUCAGUACUGUGGGAAGAAAUUGAAGACAUAUUACCAACUCAAGACGCACAUGACCAUCCAUAAGAAUGAGCAGGUGUACAAGUGCGUUCUGAAAUCCUGCAAUACAACCUACAAGGAUCUGGAUUCUUUCUUGGAGCACACUAAAGCUCAUGAGAGUGAGAUGUCAUACCGAUGUCAUCUAUGCAGUAAACACUUCCCAUCGUUGUAUGAGCUCGGUGUUCAUCAGUACUCACAUAGUCUGUAUCCCAACCAAGGACCAAGGCAACAUCAGAAGGAGUAUCGCUGCAAUAAAUGCAUGAACCGUUAUUCAACCCCGGAGGCCUUAGAACACCACUUAGCAACAACGACCCAUCACUACGGCUGCCCACACUGUAAGAAGGUCUUCCCAUGUGAGCGGUAUCUCCGCCGCCAUCUCCCAACCCACAGCGCUCAUGGGCAGUUCACAUGCCACGUCUGUCAGAAAUCCUUCAAGACUGAUCACUAUCUUAAGUCUCAUUUGUUGAUACACAGUGGGGAUAAACCGUAUAAGUGUGACGCUUGUGAGAAGACGUUCAACCGCCCAGAUAAGCUAAAGAGACAUAACCUCACUCACGAUCCUGUCAAGAAACUCAAAUGUCCGUUCCGCUCCUUGACUGGAUGUGAGAAGAUGUUCAACCGUCCUGAUAAACUCAAAGCACAUAUCAUAUCACAUAGCGGCAUCAAGCCCUUUAAGUGUCCUCAGUGUUUCAAGUGUUUCAGCCGACGCCCCAAUUUGGCGGAGCAUAUGCGAAUUCAUACCGAUGACUAUACCAUUCGCUGUAAAGUAUGUAAUAAAGGAUUCGCCCGUGAGAAAUAUAAGAAUGCUCAUAAUUGUCCGAGAUGGGCACAAACAAGGGAAGCACUGAAAUCUAAUAUAGAAUGUGACAUGAAUGAAUCUGUCCUUGGUGAUUUGUCAAACGAAGCUUUGAAACAAACUGAAUCCAGUCUCGAUGCAAAUACCACAUCCCACAAUGUUUCCAAACAUCAUGAGAGAGCUGAAGAAGUACAUCCAGUUCUCUUAACCAAGACGAGGCAAGUCAGACUCAGGCACUCUGGUUUCUCUAAGAAGGUUCAUAUGCUUGACGACACCGUCACGAGGGAGGCUCCGAGGAGUAGAAGAGGGCGUGGCGGAACAAGAGGCAGGCCAAGACGUAUCACUCAAAAGAGAAAAAUCCCAAAUCGCUCUACGGAGGAUAUUGAGAGGGACUUGGAGGCUAUCAGGUCUGGCUUGGAGGAACAGCAACGGCAGGAGAUGGAGAGACAGAAAGCCAACCAGGAAUCCGCAGAGCAUCAACAAGAUGAGGAUCUGAUGGCCGGAAGCUCUCGGAUGAUAACGAUCAUGGUGACCCCUGACCAGGAGGUGGUCAGUGUCACAUCGGGAGAGACGGUCACUUUGAAACAGCAACAGCAGCCAACUAUUAACUCUACUGCCAUUGCACUUCUUAAUAUGGGACAGAUGAGCUAACAGACCAGUGAAAUGAGAAGCUAACUGGGCCCAAUAUUAUGGCUCUGCUUACAGCCUACUUCUGCGCUCCGAUCACCAUUUUCUGCUUACAAUCAAGCGCAGCCAGUUUCUGCGCCAGCUGUGUAAAGCGAAGAAUGCCUAGUAACGAGGAUUACGCAUGCGCACAAGGAAAAAUUCCAUGCUAACCUGUGAAAUAGGCU